AUGUUAUCAACAACUAAAAUGAAAAGUUCAGAACGUGUUUCAAUCGAUGAUACUCUUCGCAAUUUUAAGAUCAGUAAAAUAUUUAAUUUACAAACGCAAAACCAUGUCACUGGUUCGAAUGAUAGCGAGCCAACAUCGUUGGAUAGUGACAAAAUUCAUCGACGAAACCCGUUAGCGGUUCGACAAGAAACUCGGCCAUUGGAUGACAUCUUCUUGUCAGAAACGACACUGGCAGAUCUGCAAUUGAGCGAAAUGCCUGGCUUACAUAAUACGGAACAAUGGAAACGAAUUGCCACACGUAUUGGUCAAAAGUCUCCGCCUCUUUCUCGUCAGUAUUAUCAAACAGCUGUUUCCGUAACUGGAGCUCAAGAUGGACAAGUCUCGCAAGUUCUCGCAUCUUACCGCCGACCAGGACGAACAGAAAGUGAACAGGAGACGUCCUUGGCACCGUUGUCGAAACUAAAAUCUAAACGUCGGCAAAUCAUUAUUAGUCUAUUCAUUUUUGCCAUUCUAGUUAUGAUCGUCGUAGCGAUUGUUGUUGCUGUUAUUUUAGUUCGAAAGCCUAAAGAUCCCACAACAGAUUAUUAUUCUGGUAGUAUAGUUGUACGAGCACGUUUCGAUCCUGCUCUUCUCUCCACUUCUUCAACAUUGGCUAAAAACUAUGAAAGAGAAUUUUGUACUCUGAUCAGUACAACAUUAUCCGAUCGAAAAACGAAAUACGCUAUAUUUUAUUCGACGUGUAGCGUUUAUAAUUAUCGUAAUGGAAGUAUCAUCGGUGAUUUUACGUUAGGAUUCACGCGUUACCAAAAUGUCACCCGACUCAAUGCAUUUCUCGAUCGAACCAUUGUCAACGGACAAUUAUUUGGUGGCACGGUUACAUCGAUAAUGUUUAAUUCGACAACAGGUAUCAACACAAAUGCAACUGAUUACGAUACAGACUACGAUCAGCAAACUUCACUGAGUUCAAACGCUUUGGCACAAUAUUAA
Adineta ricciae is the source of this 987-nucleotide messenger RNA. The record is from the annotation of a GenBank genome assembly. Lineage: Eukaryota; Metazoa; Rotifera; Eurotatoria; Adinetida; Adinetidae.